Brassica oleracea var. oleracea is the source of this 844-nucleotide messenger RNA. Its product is annotated as CLAVATA3/ESR (CLE)-related protein 9-like. Bases 76 to 426 code for a protein of 116 amino acids. NCBI's taxonomy places the organism in Eukaryota, Viridiplantae, Streptophyta, Magnoliopsida, Brassicales, Brassicaceae. The record is from RefSeq and is a predicted model, not a curated record. The transcript has a single exon.
UCUCUUUUAGUUUAAACUUUCCCUUCUCCACCAAAACAUAUCGUACUCUCUCUCUCUCCCUUCCCAUAUCAAGCAAUGUGGACGAGCCACCUGAACCGUCCGAUCCUUCUCCUCGUCGUCUUUUUGCUUGUCGCCGCUUCUCUGACCGCCGAAGAAAACCGGAUGACAUCAAGAAACUUCCGGUACCGAACUCACAGAUACGUCCCGAGGGUUCAGCAUCCGUAUUACGUGGCUCCUCGCGGUUCGUGUGACUCUUUUUCUCGUACGUACGCGCGGUCUAUGUGCCUUGAGCUUCAAAGAAUCCACCGUAACAGCCGGAAACAGCCACUUGCUCCCCCUCCUCCUCCGCUCGAGAUUGAUCCAAGGUACGGCGUCGGCGUCGAUAAAAGACUCGUCCCCUCCGGUCCAAAUCCUCUUCACAACUAAAACCCUAUACCCCCUGUUUGUAUACAGAGACCCUAUAGUUACAUAUUUUAUAGCCAGGCUGACACGUUUCUUGGUGUUCCUUGGAGUACUUGUUCGAGUGAUCAAUGUUUUCAAAGAUAUUAUUUUUCCCGAAGACGUACGAAGUCAUUUCUUCUUUGCGGAGCAUUCUUGAAUCUUGAUUCUACUCUACUCUACUCUCUUCAUCUAUGUUAUAUGUUGUUACUAUUUCCACGCUUGUUUUCUUAAGACUUGUACAGUGUGGAAACAAUCUUGGAAAUAGUGUAUUCUUGCAAAGUCUUUCUUUUUCAUUUUACUGCUUGCUUAUUUGAAACCUUUUUUUUUUGUUAAGAGAAAAACGAUUUAGCACGUAAUAUAUGGUUGGGAGAGGAGAGAAGGAGAAACGCAUGAAUUCCAUUAA